CUCGAAAAAAGAAAAAGGGAAAAAUUGGGAAAUAGGUGCGGAGAAGAACAUUUUCGAAUAAACAACGUCGUUAAACCUAAUUCCUAAUUUCACUUCCCUCCUCAAAACCCUAAUAUCGUAAAAUCAAAUUCAUCCCGACGACAAAUGGCGAUCGCCAGAACCGGAGUUUUCGUCGAUGAUUACUUGGAAUAUUCAAGCACAUUGCCUGCUGAGCUUCAGCGGCUUCUUAACACCAUUAGAGAACUCGACGAGCGUUCUCAAGGAAUAAUAAAUCAGACUAGGCAGCAGACCAAUUACUGCCUAGGAUUAGCUUCUCAGAAUCAGGGAUCAAGGAAAUACAAUUAUGAUGAUGAUGAGGCUUUUGAGAAGUUGAGGAAGGAGAUUGAAGCAAACCAGGACAAUGCCUUAAGCCUUUGCACUGAGAAGGUUUUACUUGCUCGACAAGCUCACGAUAUUAUAGAUAGCCACAUCAAGCGCUUAGAUGAAGAUCUUACCAACUUUGCUGAAGAUCUUAAGCAAGAGGGAAAGCUACCUGCCGAUGAACCUCCUAUCCUUCCUCCAUUACCUUUGGUCCUUAAGACUGAGAAGCGCAAAGGACCGUAUGUAACACCUCAAUCAAAGAGGCUUGAGUACAGGGACUGGGAUUGGGACCGAGAACGUGACAGAGAUUACGAUCUUAUGCCUCCUCCUGGCAGUCAUAAGAAAGAUUUUGCUUCUCCUGUUGAUGUUGAACAACCCAUUGAUCCAAAUGAACCCACCUACUGUGUGUGCCAUCAGGUAUCCUUUGGAGAUAUGAUUGCUUGCGACAAUGAAAAUUGCCAAGGAGGUGAAUGGUUUCACUACUCAUGUGUUGGGCUCACACCGGAGACAAGAUUUAAAGGGAAGUGGUACUGUCCAACCUGCAGACAAUUACCACAUUGAUUACAAGUACACCACCUUUUAUGUGUGCUGUAAUUCCUUCCACAUUAAUUUUUGAAGGGAUCUUUGAUAGGUUAUGCUCUCCUAGUGUCUGUUUUCAUAAAGAAAUGUACCUAUUCUGUUAAUGGUCAAAUUUGGUGCCUUAGAUAUGUGCAUAAGGGAGAGACAGAAGAAAGGGUGGUCAGAUAAGUUCAUCACUCUGUUUGCUUAUAUCUCAUGAUCCCUGGUUUUACAGUCAAGGGACGAGUUUGCUUUGUACAUGUAUCUACCAGAGGAACCAAAAUUUCUCAACGCUGCUUGAUGAACUCCAAGUGUUGCUAUUUGUUUGUGAAUGCCUUUUCAUUUCUUUUUGGAGUAGCAAACAGGACAGUGAUAUGGCACAUGCUGUUUACACGAGUGUUAUCGCUAAUAAUGGUAAAUAAUAUGUAUUUUCA
Messenger RNA from Nicotiana attenuata, 1352 nucleotides. Its product is annotated as PHD finger protein ING2. Gene Ontology annotation, cellular component: nucleus. The record is from RefSeq and is a predicted model, not a curated record. The transcript has 7 exons. Bases 145 to 921 code for a protein of 258 amino acids. NCBI's taxonomy places the organism in Eukaryota, Viridiplantae, Streptophyta, Magnoliopsida, Solanales, Solanaceae.